AUGGGUCGCCUCUUGGGGCAGAUGUACGGACCAGAAUUGAAGCGACUCAAACUUGGUCACAUGUCGGCAUCCAAUGGGGUCGGCUUCGAACUUUUUCAAUUCAUUGAUCCAUCAACUGAGCGCCUCAAUGUGACGGGAGGCUUUGAAUACAGACGCGCCGGCCUUUUCCAUAUCUGCGUUACGGAUCCCGAACCCGAACAGUUGGUGCAACGUAUUGUGGCGUCGGGAGGCACACAGAUUAGUCCGGUGGUUAAUGUCUUUCCCACAGAGAUCUAUCAGGCCGUGUACACCCUUGAUCCAUUUGGCAAUCUUGUCGAAGUUAUGGCCACCUCCUACGAGCGUCAGUUGAGCAACCGCGACCUCAAUGCGACCAGCAACAUUGUCAACCCGUGA
Messenger RNA from Didymodactylos carnosus, 393 nucleotides. NCBI's taxonomy places the organism in Eukaryota, Metazoa, Rotifera, Eurotatoria, Philodinida, Philodinidae. The record is from the annotation of a GenBank genome assembly.